This is a messenger RNA of Penicillium cinerascens, 2184 nucleotides long. RefSeq lists its product as uncharacterized. The record is from RefSeq and is a predicted model, not a curated record. The transcript is spliced from 2 exons. Lineage: Eukaryota; Fungi; Ascomycota; Eurotiomycetes; Eurotiales; Aspergillaceae. The coding region runs from base 1 to 2184 and encodes 727 amino acids.
AUGGACGAGGAGGAGGCCCCACCGCCUUACUCGGCUUCGGACCCUCUGAAUGCACGGGCAAAUAACAGGAACGGCAAUCGUUCGCAGGCCGCCACUCCUCUGCGCGACAAUGCGCCAUUGCAAGAGGCCAGCAGCUCAAGGCUGGCGGAACUGUCUGGAUCUGCGGUUUCCUCUGUAGUGCCAACCCACUUCACCUCCGCCGUCACAUACUUUGAGCAACGCCCGUCAUCAGUCAUCGACGACGGCCGAGAUAUUUUAUACCACCAUAUGACUAUCUAUCCCCGCAGCCAAGCCAAGGACUUUCCUCGGCGGCCGCGCUGCUGGAAUGCCCAUUUUGACGAGAUUAUCCAGCAGGACUGGGACACCUUUCUACGGUAUCUUUUCCCGGCCCAAUUGGGCUUGGCUGCUGCCUCGCAGCACUUGUCCCGACAGCUCCGAGCGGAAAUCCAGCGGGAUCGCAAGGACCGCCCACAGGAGACGGACGAGCAACGCCGCGCGAGAAUUACGGCUGUUCCCGAUGCUGCGCCUACGUCUGCACUAUGUCCUCGGUGCUAUCCGGCUGCAACGAAGGCUACCCAGGGAACCGGUACUCCGACCCCUGUGGAAGGUCAACGGGCUGUGAAUGCCAAUGCGCUUUCGUUAGUGGCUGAGCAACCUACCCCAUCACCAAAUUCUUGGCAUAUGCCUCAUUUCUCGCCUUUUGGAAAUGCCCCACAACCACAUAUGCCAUUUGGCACUCCGUUCGGUGUUCCACCAUUUGCAGCACACGGAGCACAUAAUGGCCAGCCGCCUCAAUACUACCCACAGCCCCAACCACCACCAGGUGUUGCUCCAUGGCAAUGGCAGCCUUGGGGCUAUACACCGCCACAAUUUGGACCGUCUGGCACUUCCAAGAGCGGAGCACUUGGCUGGAUCUCGAGUCUCACCUCACAGGCGCAGAAAUACGGUGAGCGGUUUGCGGAACAGGCCAUGCAUUAUGGCAGGCAGGUUGAAGAGCAGGCGAUGGCGCAUGGUCGAUGGCUUGAAGAUCAGGCAGGACUUCAUGGCCGCAAGCCAGGUGCAGGCGCGUACCUGCCAGGAUAUCCGCUUGGAUACCCCCCUGCUGCAUCCAAUGGCCAGCCUCCUUGGAGCCCUACUCAAACUGGCCAGACAGGCGGUGUUUCAUACACUACAUCGACACCGACAUCACCUACAAGCAAUACGACCCCUCUCAACAGUACAGAAAGCCAUCCUCAGCCUCAACCUCUACCUGUAUCUGAAGUUGAGGCUCAACCCCAAGCUCAACCUCUACCUGUACCUGAACUUGAGGCUCAACCCCAAGCUCAACGUCAACUCCAACCCCAACCCCAACCGCAGAAAAAUGACGAUAAACCCCUUGAGCGUUCUCGCCGCGCCUCUAUCAGCUCUGUCUCUACCGGAUCAUCUUUCAGCUCGAUUGAUUCCCUCUCAACCACUUCUGACCUUGACGCCUCAGACCUAGCCACAGUCCGCAUCCAGCUUCAAUCUCUUCAUGAUCGACAUGACCGCACACUCUACGAGGCUGCCGUUGACCUCCGACAACAACUAUCCCUCCUCGAAGAAUCCCGUCGAGAGGCCCGUAUAUCCGGGCGUCGAGACUGGCGCCGUGGACGCCAACAAGCUUCCCAACCAGACAGCAGCGACUGGGGACGCUGGGAGUCACCCGAACAGCAGCAGCGCGAUGCCACAGAGCGACAAGCAAUGAAAGAGGAAAUGCGCGCCACCAGAAAAGCAUUCCGAGACGUCGCCCGCCGCGCCCGCGAAGAACAGCGCGACAAGCGACGUGCCCGGAAGAACCGUCUGCGCCAGCGACCCCCGCCGGAAAGCAAGCCUGAAGAUGAGAUCUUGUUGGAUGGACGGAUGGCCAAUCUCGCUCUUGAAGACACUACAUUCCGUCCACCGGCACGGAGUCGAACUGAGCCCGUGGUUCAAGCUUUCCGUCCCCAGCGCACUCUUUUACGCUCCGGUGCGAGCUCAGAAAUUAGUGUGCCGGGUGCUAUAAAUACUCCCUCGUCUGCGUCCCAGACAAGCGUGUAUGGACCGGCCGAGGUUCCGGAUAAGAAGUCGAAGCUUAAACAGAUGCUGAAGUCGCGGAAUGCGAAGAAGCAGCAGAAAGCCGAGAAGGAAGAUAAGGAUAGCAAGGCAUCUAAAAAGGACGGCAAUUAA